AGGCGAGGGCGCACACGGACAGCCGAUGUCUGCUGCGACAGACACUGUGACAGCGCGGGCUCCCAGCUCCUGGGAAGAAGUGCGUUGACCUAAGAGAGCGGGAGUGGACAGAAGCAAAGGGGCCACCGGACAGACCAGAGAGAACAGAGAGAGAUGUGGCCACUUGGUAGCAGCCACUUAAGGGACUCUUUAGGUGACCAGGGAACUUUAGAGGGGUAGAGACAGACAGUGGCGCGGUACUAGGGAGCCUGUCUAGCCUCCUAAGGCACGUGUGUUGUCCAAGCCGUGUCCGUGGUUAGCUGGAACCAGCGCCAGUCCCCUGCAUCCCAGAGCAUCUCCGGGGCUCUUUAUACCGCCGCCAGCUCUCUCAGCGAUCCUCCGAUACUUUGCAGAUGUGUAAUUUCAACCUCUAGAUGCUUUCCCAGACUCCCGAAAUAACAUAUCGGGCAGGUUUGCCAGGGUGAGAUGAGGUAACUUUUUGUUUUUUAAGAGUGGGGAAGGGAUAGCUGGGAAAUAGAGGGUUCGCAGACAAGCUGCAGAUUGGACAGAAAGAGCAGAGACGUCAAGCGCGAGCAGGCUGCGAGGCACCGGUGUAAAGUGCUCCUCGGCCGCGAUGGCCCCGGGACUCAAGAAAGUUGAAGGGGACCGCCUCAGUCCGCUCGCCACAAAGAGGAACCUGGACAUGACCAGAAAGAUCUUCACAAACACCAGGGAGCGGUGGAGGCAGCAGAGUGUCAACAGCGCCUUCGCCAAGCUGAGGAAACUCAUCCCCACUCACCCUCCAGACAAGAAGCUGAGCAAAAAUGAAACGCUUCGCUUGGCAAUGAGGUAUAUCAACUUCUUGGUCAAGGUCCUGGGAGAGCAAAGCCUACAGCAAGCAGGAGUAGCUGCUCAGGGAAACAUUCUGGGGCUCUUUCCCCAAGAGCCCCACCUGCCAGAUGUGGAUGAAAGACUUCUACUCAAAGACUAUGGAGUUGCUUCCCCUGACCCCAGCCGUGAGGCUCCCUAGGGUGGCUAUGACUGUCAGUCCCCGGGGCACUGUUGAAGAGUUCUGUGGUUGUGCCUGUGCUAUGGAGAGGUGUGACACAGGAAGUGAUGGGGACAGAAGCUGAGAGCCGCAAGGGGCUUGAGGAAUGUUGUUGUUCUAGCCUCAUUACCCCAGGACUUUAGGCAGAAGAACUUGCUCCAUAAGUCUGCGCGAGAUGAUUGCAAAACAGCAAAACAACCGUUAAGUUUAAACUGGCGCCUUGCUCAUGAUUUCAGUAAUGAGGAUUCCCUUACACUGGAUCUCAGAGGAAUGAUGCUUGUUGCCCUCUGAAUAUAUUUAAAAGUUUGCUUUGAAAAAGGACAUGUGUCUGAUUGAGGGUAAAUACAAGAAGUCUUAAGACUGAUGAAUGAAAUGGUAGCCACUGUGGAAAACCAACCCCAGAGAGGCAUGGGUCAUCUCUGGAGGGAUGUCCCUUUGGGCAAAGCAGUGAGGAUUCUGUGGGUGGAAAGGCUCCAUGUCCUUCGACCUCUAUAGACUCAUGAUAACCUACCUGGCUGCAUAGUAAAUUUGAGGUCAACCCGGAAUACAUGAGAUCCAGCCUCAAAAGAGGAGGAGGUCAGGGGAGGGACAAAACACAGAUUUGUAAUGUUGACUUUGAAGUUGAGCCUCUGAAAUCAAAUAGUGGAUUUUAUUCAUUCGAGGAAAACCCUGGUAAUUUAGGAGCUAGACUGCAAAUAAGUUUUCUUAUUAAAAAUGAGCUGGAAUGAGGGAGCAAACCCCUUAGUUUGACACAUUGGGUACUAAAACUUUUAAUGCAGCCUAAAUUCCUGCUGACUUAAAAGUCCUGCACAAGUCAAUAACUAUGAAAAACCCAAAUGUUGGCAUUUCACAUUUUGCUGCGAGCAGACAAUAGAAAUAAGGGACCAGAUGCUAAUGAACUAGCUAAUGAACCAGUACAAUGAAGACCAGGGAGCAUUGGCAGGCUCUUAAGCUGGGGCGGGGUAGCACCCGGCAAACCAGUGGAAUAGUGUGGAUGCUCCAGUCCUCACUCCACACCAUUCUGGUCCUCAUGGAACUUGGAUUCAAUGAUGAACCCAGCAGUCGAGCCGUCAAAGGCAGAUGUCUAUAUCUGGGACAUUUUAUUUCCCCAGAGUUCUUUUGGCUUUAUGAUCGUCCAAUCAUAGGUGGGACAGCUAUGGAUUGUGGUUAAGAAUUUACAGUGUCUACACAAUACAGAAUUUAAAUGUCCCUCUGGAAAGUAUUUUAUUCAUAGGUAACCGCGUCAUUAAGGUCGAGUUAGCCAAUGCACUUGUAGCACAGUGGGUUUCCCUCUAAGUCCUUUGUUUAACCUCACUUGGUUGGUUCAUUUCCCCACAGAAACAGUUAGAGACAGGGAACCAUAGAGGCUGCUGAAGUCCUUCCUUCCACCCCAGAGUGUAUAUCAUUUGCACCAGCUGCGGGAGGUUCAAGCUUGUCCCCUAUUUACCAGGCAGUGGGACAUUUCUAAGUUUUAAUGGUAGUUGUCAGUUAAGUCCCACUGCCUUCACGUCUGGCAUUAAAUAAAGUACAUUUGACAGUGACUUUGUUUUUAAGGAUUUUUUUUUUCAAUUUAUUACAUAUCAGUGCUCUACCUCCAGGCCAG
This is a messenger RNA of Microtus ochrogaster (prairie vole), 2630 nucleotides long. It is a transcript of the gene Tal2, whose product is annotated as TAL bHLH transcription factor 2. Gene Ontology annotation, biological process: regulation of transcription by RNA polymerase II. Gene Ontology annotation, molecular function: protein dimerization activity; RNA polymerase II cis-regulatory region sequence-specific DNA binding; DNA-binding transcription factor activity, RNA polymerase II-specific. The record is from RefSeq and is a predicted model, not a curated record. NCBI's taxonomy places the organism in Eukaryota, Metazoa, Chordata, Mammalia, Rodentia, Cricetidae.